AUGAAGGUGCGUGUAGUUCACCAGAGUAGUCAAAGCCUCACUUGCUUGCUUGAAUUGCCGAACAAAGACCCCUUCUACUACACUGCUGUGUAUGCUUCCAAUCUCUGUGCAAACCGGGCUGACCUUUGGGCUGAACUCAUAUAUCUAUCAGACUUCUAUGAUCUCCAAAACAAUCAGUGGUUUGUUGGUGGCGAUUUCAAUCAAAUAUUGCAGCCCUCAGAACAUUCUUCCCCUACUGUCUCUGUUCCCAAUUCCUUGAUGUACCAGUUCCAGGACUGUAUACUCCAAGCUGGCCUAUUUGAUCUGAGAUACAAUGGUCCUUCUCUCACAUGGACCAACAAUCAGCCAGACUCGCCAAUAGCAAAAAAACUGGAUAGACAGCUCAUAAACUAUAAUACCCUAUCAGCUUUCCCUCAUGCCUCUGUCACAUUUCUCCCCCCAUCCAUCUCUGAUCACACCCCUUGCCUCCUAGACCUCGCUGUCCAUCUAUCUAAAGCGGGAACCCAGCCUUUCAAAUUCCAAAACUACCUAACUAAGCAUCCAAACUUCACCAUGGUGAUAAACGACGCUUGGGCUCGGGCUGGAAGCAACUGCUGGACUCUCACUCAACUCUGCUGGAAGCUAAAACUCAUUAAAUCAGAUUUGAAACUUCUAAACCGAGAGAACUUUUCAAAAAUUCAAGAGAAAGUCAAGGAAACUUACUGUUUAUUGCAAACUGUGCAGGAAGGAGACCUGAACACUACUUACUUUCACAGAAUUUGUCAGGUCAGAGCAAGCUACAAUGCAAUUCGUCUCUUCACUACUGCUGCCGGAACCCGAGUAAUUGAUCCUACUGAGAUGAGCCAGCUAGCUGUUGCUCACUUCCAGUCAGUUCUGGGACCCCUAGCCUCCUGCUCCCCACCGAUUGCAUCAAUGGCGUCAUGGUUCUUUGGUCUCUUUGAUUAUCGAGUCUCUCCUGCGCAAGCACAACAAAUGUUAAUUAUCCCAUCAAAUGUGGAGAUAUAG
This is a messenger RNA of Brassica oleracea var. oleracea, 1005 nucleotides long. RefSeq lists its product as uncharacterized. Lineage: Eukaryota; Viridiplantae; Streptophyta; Magnoliopsida; Brassicales; Brassicaceae. The coding region runs from base 1 to 1005 and encodes 334 amino acids. The transcript has 2 exons. The record is from RefSeq and is a predicted model, not a curated record.